ACAUUUAUUCAAUACGAACAUAAUGUUCAACACACAUGUUUUGAAGGUUACUUGGUUUCAAAUUACUAUGCGUAAGAAAAAUUUUUAACGUACUCAAAAGUUGGUUCAUCCCAGCAGUAGGUUAGAGUUCACAAUUGCCGCAGUGUAUGUGCGACUGUGCGCUGCUGUUACCGGGUUUUUAAUUUGUUGGAAAGUGAUUCAUCGAAAAAGAAAAAUUAAGAACGGAGGAGAAUGGCCUCUGAUUCGGGCUACGGUCAGCCUGGCGCUCAAAGCUAUGGAGCUUAUCCUCCAGCUCAGCAGAGUGGGCCGGGCUACGGUCAAGGAAAUGGAAGUGGCUCAUAUGGCGGACAGAGUUAUGCUGGCUAUGGACAGUCUGCAGAGGGUUAUGGCCAAACAGAGGCGGCAAGUUAUGGCCAGCCGGCCUAUGAUGUCUAUGGGCAACAAGGUUCGGAUUCCGCUGCUGGUGGUGCUGACAAGUCGUCAUACAGUCAGCCAAGUUCGUAUGGCGGCACCGCCGGUGGCGGCUCUUAUGGACAAUCUCAAGGAGGCUACAAAGGUCGAAGUGAAGGUGAAGGCGGUCAGGGCAGGAGGUAUGGUGGAGAUGAUGGGGGCUCAGACAGGGGCUCUUCUGACGGGUAUAGAGGCCGAGGGCGUGGUGGGUACGAGCGCGGGGGAUACGACAGGGGUGGAAGAGGCGGCCCUCCAUCCGGUAUGGGAGGUGGUGACCGUGGUGGCUACAAAAAUUUCGGUGGUCCUCGAGACUAUGGCUCAAGGGAUGAACCAACUGGAGGUAGUGGCGGUAGCCAAGGUAGCGGCAGCGGUGGGGAGCAGGACAACUCUGACAACAACACCAUCUUUGUCCAGGGACUGGGAGAAGAUGUCACAAGUGAUGAAGUGGGCAACUACUUCAAACAGAUUGGGAUUAUUAAGUUGAACAAGAAGACUGGCCUGCCCAUGAUCAACCUGUACUCUGACAAGGCUACUGGAAGACUGAAAGGAGAGGCCACUGUCUCAUUUGAUGAUCCACCUUCCGCCAAAGCGGCCAUUGAGUGGUUUGACGGAAAAGAAUUCCAAGGGAAACCCCUCAAAGUGUCUUUUGCCACCCGAAGAGCUGAGUUCACGCAGAGGGGUGGCGCUGCAGGAGGAGGAAGAGGUGGCGGAGGAGGUUUUGGAGGCCGUGGUCGUGGACGUGGGUUUGGAGGUGGCGGCGGAGGCGGUGGUGGUGGUGGUGGACCCAACUUUGACAUUAAGGGAGGGGACUGGCCAUGUCCUAACAGUUCUUGUGGCAACAUGAACUUUGCGCGACGAUACGAAUGCAACAAGUGUGGCACACCGAAACCAGGGGACAGCGGAGGAGAUCGUGGUGGCGGCAGAGGAGGGUAUGGUGGUGACAGGGGCGGCGGCUACAGAGGCCGUGGGGGAUUCCGUGGAGGUGACCGCGGUGGUUAUGGCGGAGGUGGAUAUGGUGGUGACAGGGGCUACAAGAUGGGAGGAAGAGGUGACCAUAGAGAAGACAGAAGAGACCGGCCAUACUAAGGAUUCACAUGGACACCAUUCCAGCCCAGGGGUUAGGGGAAGGGAGGGGGGAUUGAUAUACACUUUGAUUUGCAUUCCUUUCAUUACCAAUGCAUCACAUGUACUGCUUCUGAUCUGUCUUGUCUGGAGGUCAGGGUAAAGAUGUGCAACUACUGUGAAAGGACUUUUGGGCUGAUAAGCAGGGUUGUUGAAGUGGCCGGGUCAAAUGUCAUGUUUUUUGUUUAUUUUCAUUUCCCCGAUUCUAAGUCCAGGCAUUGUGAGGUAGACUUCUAAGACUUCGUAUCAUUGUUUUGUAAAAUUGAAAUGAACUGUUUUACUUGGGUUUCUCUUUUUUCCAAAUGAUAUUAAACUGUUCUGAUCUUA
Messenger RNA from Salmo salar (Atlantic salmon), 1899 nucleotides. RefSeq names its product RNA-binding protein FUS. NCBI's taxonomy places the organism in Eukaryota, Metazoa, Chordata, Actinopteri, Salmoniformes, Salmonidae. Gene Ontology annotation, biological process: regulation of DNA-templated transcription. The record is from RefSeq and is a predicted model, not a curated record. Gene Ontology annotation, molecular function: RNA binding.